Molecule: messenger RNA, 2337 nt
Organism: Sorghum bicolor (sorghum)
Lineage: Eukaryota; Viridiplantae; Streptophyta; Magnoliopsida; Poales; Poaceae
Product: protein NRT1/ PTR FAMILY 8.3
Exons: 5
Coding region: 50-1969 (639 amino acids)
Biological process (GO): transmembrane transport
Cellular component (GO): membrane
Molecular function (GO): transmembrane transporter activity
Source: RefSeq, a predicted model, not a curated record
AUGCCCUUGAGAUGGCACGCACCUCCGUCCGUCUGCCUUCUCACUCUCGAUGCCUUCGUGCUCAGCGUCGCUCGCCUCACACAUGCCAGACGGGGAGGACCAAUGGCGCCAGCCUUGCACAAGCCAAUGUGCUGGCGGCUCCUCCGUAGCUUUCUUGGUGCCAGGCGGUAGCGAGGACAUGGCGUCGACCGGAGCUCCAUUGUCUGCCUGCUCGCCGCCACAAGUGAUCGCCAGCAAAGCCGACAGUGUGCAGGGCGCAGCUCACUCCACUGUUUUCACUGCCAGCAGUGCGGAAUAUGAACCAUAUACCUGCAAUGGCUCUGUUGAUAUCAAAGGCAAUCCAGCAUCGAAAAAGCAUACUGGAAAAUGGAGAGCCUGUUACUCAAUUCUUGGUGGUGAAUUUUGUGGUUCUUUGGCGUACUAUGGUGUUGGGACGAACCUGGUAAGUUACCUAACAAAGGUGCGGAAGCAGAGCAAUGUCACUGCGGCGAGCAAUAUAGCUUCAUGGCAGGGAACCUGCUACCUCACUCCCCUUCUCGGAGCAUUCUUGGCAGAUUCAUAUUGGGGAAGACACCGCACAAUCGUUGUUUCCCUCACAAUCUUUACCAUUGGAAUGGUUCUAUUGACACUUGCAGCAGUAAUUCCAGCAAGCACUCAUACAUUGGAGAUAUCUCCUCAGGAUGCCCUGCCUUCCCUUGGCCUUUUCUUGACUGCCCUAGGCCUAGGUGGCAUCUGGCCAUGUGUCCCCACAUUUGGGGCUGAUCAAUUCGAUGACACUAAUGGAACAGAGAAGAUGCAGAAGGGGCUCUACUACAACUGGUACUACUUUGCUGUCAACGGCGGCUUCUUCUUUGCGAGCACACUCCUCGUGUAUGUUCAGGACAACUGGGGAUGGGCAUGGGGAUUCGGGAUCCCUACACUGUUUUCAGUGAUUGGAAUUGCUGGAUUUCUUGCCUGUAUGAAGCUUUACAGGUAUCAGAAACCAGCAGGAAGCGCACUCACUAGGAUUUGCCAGGUUGUGGUUGCAGCUGUCCGGAAGGUCCAUGUGGAUGUGCCAAAUGACAGCUCUCUUCUUUAUGAAAUGCCAGGCAAGGAGGCAGCAAUUGUAGGCAGCAGGAAGUUGAUGCAUACUGAAGGACUAAGGUUCUUUGAUCGAGCUGCCACCAUUUCCUCCUCUGAAGAAACAUCUUCUGCUGACGUGCCUAGUCCAUGGAAGCUUUGUACGGUGACACAGGUGGAGGAGCUGAAGAUCUUGGCAAGAAUGUUGCCUGUCCUACUAGCUGGCAUAAUUUUCAACAUGGCUGAAGCUUUCUUCCCUCUCUUCAUCGAACAAGGAGAGGUCAUGGACAACUACAUAUACGGUUUUUCAAUUCCUCCAGCCUCAUUGACGACCUUCAACUGCCUAUGUAUCCUCAUCCUGGCCCCUUGUUACAACAAGGUUAUCAUGCCAAUGCUGAGCAUGAUCACUGGCAUGAAGAGAGGCUUGACUGAACUACAACGCAUCGGUGUCGGUCUGGUUUUCGCUAUGCUUUCUUUGGUUUCAGCUGCGCUGGUUGAGAUGGCGCGCCUUAAAAUCGUGGACGAAAGAGGCCUAGUGCAUCGUAGCACUGCAGUCCCCAUGAAUAUCCUGUGGCAGGCACCACAGUACUUCUUCGUUGGUGUAGCGAAAGUGUUCACCGUUGUUGGUUUCAUUGAGUUUGCAUAUGAGCAGUCACCUGAUGCCAUGAGAAGUUUGUGUCAGGCUUGCUCUCUCAUCAUGAUCACCCUUGGAAGCUACCUUGUCUCUGUGAUGUUAAAGUUCAUGGAUUCAGCAACAGUGGGAAGAGGGCGACAAGGAUGGAUCCCUGAUAAUCUCAAUGAAGGUCGUCUCGAUCGUUUAUUCUGGUUGAUGGCAGGGUUGCAGCUUCUGAACCUUCUCACGUUUGCAUAUUGUGCCACGAGGUACAAGCGCAAACUAGCUAAUACUUGAGUUUGUUCUAGUUCGUGCCAAGGAGUGCUUAUAUAUCGAUGUUUGCUGUAUAGUUACACCUAUGUUACAUGCUGCGUGUCCUCAAAAUUUCAACUUACAUUGUAAGUUUUUAUGGAAGGACCGAAAGGUUUUGGAUACUAGUACAAGUACCACUUCUUCAAUCAAAGAUAUAACAGUCCAGUAAGAUUGUAUUUUUUUAACAAAUGAAAAGAAUCCGAUUCAUCCCUUACAAAGCAAGGAAAUCAUAACAAUUAUUGCAAACUCUUAACUCGACACAAUGAAAAUCCAACUUAAAACUCAAGCCUAUCAUUAUUUAGCCAUUCAAAGGAAGCAAAGAAAUGUAUUGCGCUAGGUACACUUAUCUGAUA